Durusdinium trenchii is the source of this 1078-nucleotide messenger RNA. Lineage: Eukaryota; Dinophyceae; Suessiales; Symbiodiniaceae. The record is from the annotation of a GenBank genome assembly.
CAAUCACCUUUGUAGAACUUGAUACGUGCUCUUAGUUCCUUGAGCCUGGCCCUUCAUGGAUGUGGCUGGUGUGCCAGCUGCAGUCGCUCCAGUAGUCGGAUUGUCACACUUUGCGCCCAUCCAGCAAGGCGCCAUUGGAGCUCUGGGGUCUUUGCCGGGAACGGUUUGUGCGCAUCCUUUGGACGUGGUGAAAAUCCGCUUGCAAACAACAAAAAGUGGUUCGCUAUUGGAUGCGGCACGGGGCAUUUUCCGGGACCGAGGAGUUCGCGGCUUCUAUCGAGGCUUGCUGCCUGCCUUGGAGCAACGCUUCCUCUCGAGGGGGCCCAUGUUCUUGGUGUCGGAGGUGAGCACCCAGGUGGUGGCAGAGCGCGUGCCAUGCACGGAGCUGCAAGCACGUGCCUGCGGAUCGGCCUUAAGCGGCUAUGUCGUAGGAUGCCUGCAGGGGGUGUCAGAGUACCGGAAGAAGCUCUUGAGUCAAGGAGUUGUAUUAGCAUCUGAAGCGGGGUGGGGCAACAUUUGCUCGCAAGCUUGGGGCGCUGGGCUCUUGCGGAAAGGGCUCCUCCGCCGUAUGCAUGCGGCAGCGCUUUGCUGCUCCGUCUUCGACAGCACCUUCUUUUGCACUCGCGACUUCCUCACGACGUACUUGGCACCACCGCUGGCCUAUGGGAUGGCUGCAGCCACUGCAGUUGUGGUGGCAUAUCCCUUGGACACUGCUGUGUCGAGGAUGCUGAUUGUCCCUCCACACAAGCCAGUGGCCUGCAUGAGACACUAUAUCUUCCCAGAUGCACGUGCCUUCCGAGGCCUGCCUGCUCGCGCAGGUGAGUUUUUUAUUUCCUACGCAGUCACGGGAGUUGUGGAUAUGCUCUUCCGGCUGAAUGCAGGGCCGUGAAACUCGUCCUUCUCUGUGAAAGGAGCUUCCAAUCCACUACCGCAGUGUUUUGCAGCGUUAGUUGAAUUGGGACCGCCCUUCUAGGAACUUUUGACACUGUGCAUGGUGCGCAGUGCAGUCGUGUUUUCCACUCAUUUCGUCCUGAAAAGUGGGGCAUGUGGGCUGCCACCGCCGCGGCGGAUGCAAAAA